Molecule: messenger RNA, 1578 nt
Organism: Plectropomus leopardus (leopard coralgrouper)
Lineage: Eukaryota; Metazoa; Chordata; Actinopteri; Perciformes; Serranidae
Gene: kcnv2a
Product: potassium channel, subfamily V, member 2a
Biological process (GO): potassium ion transmembrane transport; protein homooligomerization; action potential
Cellular component (GO): voltage-gated potassium channel complex; membrane
Molecular function (GO): voltage-gated potassium channel activity
Source: RefSeq, a predicted model, not a curated record
AUGUUGACCCACCUCAGAGCGCGCAGCAGGAGUUUGUUUCCCAGCCGCCAAGCCGUCAAAGAGCAAGCCGACUAUGUGGACCUAACCAGCACCUUCGUGAAGCCAUGGAACUCCAUGCAGGAUCUAGGCAGAGACAUCUACGAUCUUUACGCUGAGUACGAAAAUGAGGAGGAGGAGGAUCGGCUCCCGGUGUCUCCUUCCCGCGUGCUGCUGUCUCCAACAAAACACUUCACUCUCAACAUCAACGUGGGAGGAACGGUGUACCACUUGCCCUACAGGUUAGCCGCCCGGUAUCCAAAGACACGGAUCGGACAGUUGGCCACGUACACAGACCACAGCAGGAAGUUGGACCUGUGUGAUGACUACGUCGUCCAGAGCAACGAGUUCUUCUUCGACCGGGACCCUAAAAUCUUCCACAACAUCUUCAACUUCUACAGAACUGGAGUGUUGUGCAUUAAAGAAGAGCUGUGUCCCCGCAACUUCCUGGAGGAGAUAAACUACUGGGGCGUCAGAAUCAAAAACAGCCAACGCUGCUGCCGCAUCUCCUUCGAAGAGAGGCAAGACGAACUCAACGAGCAACUGAAGAUACAGAAACAGCUGAUAGCAGAGCUGGAGAGCGAGGAGAACGAGGUGUUGUUUGACGGCUUGGCCUUCGGGACGAUCCGAAGGAUCAUCUGGAACCUGAUGGAGAAGCCGUUCUCCUCGGUCACCGCCAAGCUGAUGGCCGUCGCCUCCUCCAUGUUCGUGCUGGUAUCGCUGGUUGCCAUGACACUCAACACUGUGGACGAGAUGCAGUACAAGACGGCGUCAGGCCUGCCCAGCGGCAGAUUCUACGGCGAGUACGUGGAGACUUUCUGCAUCGCCUUCUUCACGAUGGAGUACCUGCUGCGUGUGGUGUCCACCCCCGACCUCAAGAGUUUUGGACGCAGCAUGCUCAACACAGUCGACCUGGUCGCCAUCUUGCCGCACUACCUGCAGAUCGUCCUGGAGUACUUCGAGGACGCGGACCUGCACCCUCAUUCAGGGGACAUCGAGACGGUGGCGCGUGUUGGAAAGGUGGGUCAGGUUCUGAAGAUCAUGCGACUGAUGCGAAUCUUCAGGAUCUUGAAGCUGGCUCGUCACUCGACAGGCCUCAGAGCGUUCGGCUUCACCCUGAGACAAUGCUACCAGCAGGUGGGCUGUUUGCUGCUCUUCAUCGGCAUGGGCAUCUUCAUGUUUUCAGCCAUGGUGUACACGGUGGAGCACGACGUUUACAACACCAACUUCACCUCCAUCCCGCACUCGUGGUGGUGGGCCGCUGUGAGUAUUUCCACGGUGGGCUACGGCGACAUGUUCCCAGAGACCAACCUGGGCCGAAUAUUCGCCUUCGCCUGCAUCUCCUUUGGGGUCAUCCUCAACGGCAUGCCCAUCUCCAUCCUCUACAACAAGUUCUCCGACUACUACACCAAACUCAAGUCCCACGAGUACGCCGCUGUCACCAAGGCCCGCGGGAAGGUGCACUUCGCCAAGAGGGCGGCAAAAAGGUUUGCAGAGUGCUGCGAGGACGCCGUUCAGCCGAGGAUGGCACGCCUGCGGUGA